Molecule: messenger RNA, 775 nt
Organism: Raphanus sativus (radish)
Lineage: Eukaryota; Viridiplantae; Streptophyta; Magnoliopsida; Brassicales; Brassicaceae
Product: 60S ribosomal protein L11-1
Biological process (GO): translation
Cellular component (GO): ribosome; cytosolic large ribosomal subunit
Molecular function (GO): RNA binding; structural constituent of ribosome
Source: RefSeq, a predicted model, not a curated record
UCAGUUAAAAAAGAAAAAUACAGUUUCCGCAGCUCUCUGUUAGUUCGAUUGUUGAUCUCCUUCAAAUGGCGUCGGAGAAGAAGCUGUCGAACCCCAUGAGGGACAUUAAGGUCCAAAAACUUGUUCUUAACAUCUCCGUUGGUGAGAGUGGUGAUCGUCUCACUCGUGCCUCCAAGGUUUUGGAACAGCUCAGUGGACAAACCCCUGUUUUCUCAAAGGCAAGGUACACUGUGAGGUCUUUUGGUAUCAGGCGUAACGAAAAGAUUGCGUGCUAUGUUACUGUUAGAGGUGACAAGGCAAUGCAGCUUCUUGAGAGUGGUUUGAAAGUUAAAGAGUAUGAGCUUCUCAGGAGGAACUUUAGUGACACUGGUUGCUUUGGAUUCGGUAUCCAAGAGCACAUCGAUCUUGGUAUCAAGUAUGAUCCUUCUACGGGUAUCUACGGAAUGGACUUCUAUGUAGUUCUUGAACGUCGAGGAUACCGUGUGGCUCGUCGCCGUAGGUGCAAGGCUCGUGUUGGUAUCCAACACAGAGUGACUAAGGAUGAUGCAAUGAAAUGGUUCCAAGUUAAGUAUGAAGGAGUUAUCCUCAACAAGUCUCAGAACAUCACUGGCUAAACUAAAACUUGAAUCUUCAUAGAUUUUUUGUUGAUUCUAGCUUUUGUUUUUUUUUAAGUUUUCAUCUUUACGAUUUCUGGAUGUUUUAAGAAUCGCUUGUUCUAGUAAAAAAAAAUAAAAAAUAUGAUACUUUUUGGUUUUAAGGGAAAGUACGAUUACUA